AUGGAAUUUGCCCCUAGUCAAUUGGAUAUCAACGAAAUAUUUGAUCUAAGUUCAGAAGGUGUUAAUAAAACCAAAGAAGUUGUUGUACCGCCUGUUAAGGAGGAAAAUCCAGAAGUUCUGAUAGCUCGUAAAUAUCAGAUAGAGCUCUACGAGAAAGCAAAGAAUGAUAAUGUUAUUGCAGUUUUGGAUACCGGCAGUGGGAAGACUUUUAUCGCCGUAAUGCUGAUAAAAGAAAUAACCGCAGAGGAGAGAUACUUGAGAACGAUUCGAAGAGAGACUAAACUCACAUUUUUUCUUGUGAAUCUUGUUCCGCUGGUUUUUCAACAAGCUAAUGUGAUCAAAACAAAUUGUGAUGUCAGAGUUAAACAUUUUUGUGGUGAAAUGGGCGUUGAUCUUUGGAGCGAGAAGCAAUGGAAAGAAUAUUUUGAGAAUAAUGACGUACUUGUCAUGACGGCACAAAUAUUUUUGAAUGUUUUACGGCACGGAUUUAUCUCCUUAUCACAAGUCAAUCUGUUGGUUUUUGACGAAUGUCAUCAUACUUCCAAGAAACACCCUUAUAACUUGAUCAUGAGAGAAUUUUACGAUCGCUGUCCUGAAGAAAACAGACCAAAGAUUUUCGGCAUGACGGCAUCCCCGGUGAAUACUCGGAGUGAAAUUCAUUCUGCUAGUCAUCUCGAGCAUAGUUUAAACGCCAGAGUAUUUACGGCAAGUGACACAGAGGAGCUCCGAAAAUAUGUAAAUCGACCAGAAGAAAUAUCUAUCAAAUAUGACCCCGCUCCUCCAUACGAAGAUACAUUGUUAUAUAAUACGCUUUCAAGGGAAUGCAUAGCUGUAGAAAGAUUUAAGCGAGCAUUUUUGAGUGCACAAGAGGCGCUUCGGACUCUUGGACCGUGGUGUUCUGACAAUAUUUGGAAAUAUAUGCUGGAAGAAAUGGAAAAAAAGAAUGAAGGCAAAUUGGAUCCAGAUGAGUAUGACCUGGAUCUGCUCGAAGAGGAAAAAAAAUUGUUGCAAAAGGCUAUAAAUAUUGUUGGGAGUUGGGUUUUUAGAGCUCCAGAAUGUAACAUAGAAAUGUUAUCACCCAAAGUGAUACAGUUAAUCAGAAUCUUGGAUUGUUUCAAGGAAACGUCUGAAAACUUUUGCGGAAUUGUCUUUGUCGAGCGUCGACACACUGCUAACGUAUUGCAUCAAUUAAUCAAAGAAACCGUCAGCCUCAAAUUCAUCAUUCCUGGCGUUUUGGUUGGUCACGGUACCGCUGAGGAAGGUGAUUUACAAAUGAAAUACAAAGAACAAAAUAAGAUUAUUAAUAGUUUUCGUGACGGCAAAAUAAAUUUACUGAUUGCUACGAAUGUUGCCGAAGAAGGUUUAGACAUUCAGCCAUGUAAUGUUGUUAUCCGGUUCGACUUUUUUAAUACCUUGCGAGCCUACAUUCAAUCCCGAGGCCGGGCUCGUCGUAAAGAUUCAAAGUACAUAGUGAUGAUUGAAAAAGGAAAUCUCAGGGAACAGGGUAUACUCGUAGAAAUGCAGGAAGCGGAGGAGAGGAUGAAGAAGUGUCACGACUCGGCGGUUUCUUUAAUUUACUAUUAUUGUUCUAAACUUCAUCGGGGAGACGGAUAUGGUCAUUUUCAACCGGAAUUUAAAGUUGAGCGGAAUAUCGAAGGUUACAUUUGUUCUUUGAUGUUGCCAAGCAACGCACCUGUCAGGGAGGUGACGGGCGAUAUAUCGAGUAGUCGAAAUAAGGCUAAGAAAUCAGCGGCAUUUAAGGCAUGCGCGCAAUUAUAUGAUAAAAAGGAGUUGGACAAUCAUCUACUGCCGGUCGUCGAAUAUAUAGAAGAGGAUCAUGAAAUGAAAAAACCAGUUAAGGACGAACAUGGUUUGGUCGAAGGAGCUCGAAAAUCUAGGAGAGAAUAUCCUCUCAAAGCUCCCGAUCUGUGGAAAAUUGACGAGGAUCAACAGAAGAUUCCGGAAAAACUGUAUGGCACCGUACUCAAGUUAGAUUUUGAAGAUGAGACGUUUGAUGGGCAGUCUUAUCGUACUUUCUGUUUCUUAACGCGUACACAAUUUCCUGAGGUUCCGCCUAUUACAUUAUAUUUCCACGGUGUUCCCAAAACUCUAAAAGUGAUUCCUUAUUCCACACCAAUUGCUAUCAGUGCGGAAAGAUUGGAAAUGGCAUUCAAGUUCACCUUACGCGUAUUUACCUCUAUAGCUAACAAAGAGUUUAUAUGCAACAUUGAGAAUUUCUCGUACCUUAUUGCACCGCUUGUUCACAACGCACAGAUCAAUGAGCAUACACUUGAUUUUAUUGAUUGGGAAAAUAUUGAAAGGGGGGUCACUCAGAAGCAUAUACCAAUCGAUGUAAAUAGAAUAUACGAUCUUAACGAUGCGGUUAUAAUCGAUUAUGCGGAUAACUUGCGACGAUACUUUAUUCAUAAGAUUCGGCUUGAUUUAAAUCCGUUGUCCUCGGUGCCGAACGGGAUGGCAAUCCGUGAAGUCGGCUGUCAAAAUUUCGAAGAAUAUUAUAGAAAGAAUUACAAUGACCUUGAGCUUAAGCAUCCCGAUCAGCCACUGCUGGAGGUGCGCAAAAUUUCAAAGGUCAUGAAUUUCUUGCAACCUGUGCCGGGCGUCCUUCCGACCUUGAAAGGUCGAGUCGCAACCUUUGUGAUACCGGAGUUUUGCAAAGAAUUUUCAAUUCGAGCUUCGAUCUUUCGAUCAGCUCUCAUGCUGCCAGCUAUUUUCACACGGAUAGAUUCACAAUUAUUGACUAUAGAUUUAAGGCAACGACUUGAGUUGCCAGUGAAUGAUGACUUACUUUUGGAGGCGUUGACAACACCUUCGGCAAACAUGGAGAUGAAUUACGAACGUCUCGAAACAUUGGGUGAUUCAGUCCUAAAAUUUUUCGUCACAAUCAGGUUGUAUGUCAUGUUCCCAGAUAAACACGAGGGCCAGUUACAUUGUCAACGAAUUCGUAUCAUCUGUAAUAGGGAGCUUUAUCGAUCCGCGAAAAGAUUGCAUCUUUUUGAACACGUCACGUCACUGCCAUUUAAUCGCCGGGCGUGGCGGCCAGCAAACAUGUUGACAACAGUCGACGACCCCGAGACAUUUGAAAAAGGAAAAGUUCAUGAGUUAGCAGACAAGACACUCGCGGAUGUGGUCGAGGCUACAUUAGCGGCAGCUUACUUGAGUGGUGGAACCGAGGCAGCCUUAAAAUGUUCUAUAGCGAUGGGUGUCCCGAUGGACGACAUCACGGAAUGGAAUCAUUUCCAUCUUAACAAUAGAAAUCCACCGCGGGUUAGCGCAAAGACGCUUAGGAAGCUUAACAUUGAAAAGAUCGAGAGUAUUUGCGGGUAUACGUUUAAAAACAAAAUUCUAAUCGCCGAAGCGUUAACUCACGCUAGCCUUCCCAAUUCAACAACUGCUUGCUACCAACGUCUUGAAUUUCUAGGCGACGCAGUAUUAGAUUUUCUGACGGUCAAAUACUUGUUUGAAAAAUACCCGGAUGGAACACCUGGAAUGUUGACAGAUCUGAAAGACUCGUCGGUUAAUAAUCAAAUCCUUGGUGCAAUUUGUGAAAGGAUAGGUCUCCACAAACACAUCAUCCACUUUUCACCAAAAUUAAUGUCGUCGAUAACAGAGUUUGUGAAUGUGAUCGAGGAAAUCAAGGAGAGAGGAGAAGCUGUGGGAGAGUAUUGGAGCGACACAAGUGUUCCCAAAGUGAUGAGCGAUGUUGUCGAGAGUAUGUUGGGUGCGGUUAUCGUCGAUGCCGAGUUUGAUCCCGAAGCUUCACAGAGGGUAUUCGACAAGUGGGUGAGGCCAGUUUUGGACGAGUUUGUCACUCCAGAAACUGUGAAAGUUCACCCGAUGAAGAGAUUUACCGAGUUCAUGCAAAAGCGAGGAUGUGAUAAUUUUCUUUUUAGGAAUCUUACUUCCGAAGGACCAGAUAGUCCUCAGAAAUGUGUAUUAUUCAUCCACGAUUCGUCUGUGUCUCAUGCGAUUUCCGAUAACAUUCGAUCGGCGAGGAAGAUGGCCGCUCAAGAGGUUUUAGAAAAGAUCGAUUCUCAACCCGAAUUUCUUGAAUCAGUGUGCAGUUGUGCAGUAUUUCCAAAAGACACUUCAUUGUUUGAUGACGACGAUGAAGAAGUGCUGUUGGAUUGA
Molecule: messenger RNA, 4149 nt
Organism: Acaulospora morrowiae
Lineage: Eukaryota; Fungi; Glomeromycota; Glomeromycetes; Diversisporales; Acaulosporaceae
Source: the annotation of a GenBank genome assembly